ACAAAUGGUAAGCCCAAACACAGAGGCCAACCCAGAUUGUGCUGCAAACAUUGCCCCUUCUUUCCUGAAAGGGAAAAACAAUAUCAAUGAUUGUUGCUCACAUUUUGGUUGAAAAACAAUUUUGGAUGGCUCAAUUGGUGAGAGCACCGACAAUCUGGUUCCAUCCUAAACUACUUCCUAAACAACCCAGAAACAGGAUGGCAUUGAAUACCAACAACACAACAGCUUCCUUAAACAACAAAACCAACAGCAGGAAGCUUCCCAUAUUGCUGUUUGACAUCAUGGACACCAUUGUUCGUGACCCUUUUUAUCAUGAUAUCCCUGCCUUCUUCGGAAUGUCUUUGGAGGAACUAAUAGACCUCAAGCAUCCAACUGCAUGGAUGGAGUUCGAAAAUGGGGUGAUUAAUGAGGAGGAACUAGCAAGCAAAUUCUUUAAAGAUGGAAGGCCUAUUGAUUUGGAAGGCCUAAAAAAUUGUGUGAGAAAAGGAUAUUCCUACAUAGAAGGAGUAGAGCGGUUGCUUCAAGCUUUGAAGCAAAACAACUAUGAGAUGCAUGCUUUCACAAAUUACCCCAUUUGGUACAAGAUAAUCGAGGACAAGUUAAAAAUUUCAAAUUAUUUAUACUGGACAUUUUGUUCAUGCAUAUAUGGAAAGAGGAAGCCUGAUCCUGAUUUCUAUUUGGCUGUUGUGCAACAUCUUAAAGUUGAUCCUGCGAGCUGUAUAUUCAUUGAUGACAGGAUCAAAAACGUUGAGGCUGCUGUAAGAGUUGGCAUUACUGGUCUUCAUUUCAAGAACGCAGAUUUACUACGGCAAGAGCUUCUGCGGUUAGGGGUUGACAUUCCAAUAGAUGGAGAUGUAAGUGAGGAUCAACUUAAGCCUGCUGAAGGACAGACAUUGUAAUAUCUAAACUUACACAUAUUAAACUAUAUAUCAGUGUUAGUCUUUUUUGGUAUUCUGCCUUCUUAAGAUUGAUCCAUUACGUUUUUUUUUUAAUAAA
Molecule: messenger RNA, 996 nt
Organism: Durio zibethinus
Lineage: Eukaryota; Viridiplantae; Streptophyta; Magnoliopsida; Malvales; Malvaceae
Product: flavin mononucleotide hydrolase 1, chloroplatic-like
Source: RefSeq, a predicted model, not a curated record